Molecule: messenger RNA, 1532 nt
Organism: Neomonachus schauinslandi (Hawaiian monk seal)
Lineage: Eukaryota; Metazoa; Chordata; Mammalia; Carnivora; Phocidae
Gene: C4H1orf56
Product: chromosome 4 C1orf56 homolog
Exons: 2
Coding region: 208-1278 (356 amino acids)
Biological process (GO): regulation of cell population proliferation
Source: RefSeq, a predicted model, not a curated record
CCUAAGCUGAAAUAGCUCAGCCCCCGGGGCUGCUCCGCGAGGGCCUGGGGGAGGGGCGUGGCGCGCGCGUAGGAGUCCCUCUCCCCCCGCCCUCCGCGGGCCGCGGUUCAAACGACCCGCCAGGUCGAGAGCGGAAGGGAGGGAGAGAAGGUAGGAGUCCCGGCCUCCCUCGCUGGCCUCCCACUCAGCCGCACACCGGCCGGCCCCAUGGUCCCCGCCGCCGGCGCGCUGCUCUGGGCCCUGCUGCUGAGUCUGGGGCCCCGGGCGGCGGGGGCCCAAGGCCUGACUUCCACCGAGACGCAGCGGGCCAGUUUCCGCUUCGGGGUCCCCAUGUCCCGCCACCCCCCGACCACCCUCCGGACCGGUGGUCCCAGGAGGAUGAAGGUAACAAUAGAGGAUGAGGAUGACGUCGGGGCCAGUGCCGACCGCCUGGCCGGCCCGGCUGCUGCGGAGCUCUUGGCCUCCACAGUGGCCACAGGCGUCAGCAAGUCGAUUGUGUCGUCGGCCGAGGAGGAUGAGUCUUUGGAAGAGGGGGUUGUGAUUAACGCCAGAAAGAAUAACAUCACUGCAGCGUCUCUCAGCAGGAGUUACAACACAGCGAGGGUGCCCAGCUCAAGGUUUAAAGCAAAUACCCAGGAGCCUGAGAUCAGGAUGUCUUCAGACCUGCCGACCAAAAGCUGGCAGUCUACUGGGGACAUAAUGCACCCUGACAAUACCUUGAGCCAGUGGUCAACAGCAGGGUCCACCCCAAACCGGUGGCAACAGCCCUCGUACACAGCGCUACCACCUCCGGAGGAUCUGCGGCUGGUGCUGAUGCCCUGGGGCCCGUGGCAUUGCCACUGCAGGUCGGGCACCAUGAGCCGGACCCGGGCCGGGCAGCUGCAGGGCCUUUCUGGGCGCCUGCGUGUUGGCGCGCUGAGCCAGCUGCGCACAGAGCACCGGCCUUGUACCUACGAGAAGUGCCCCUGCAACCGGCUUCGGGAGGAGUGCCCUCUGGACUCGGAUCUCUGCUCUGACACCCGCUGUACCACUCAGACCGCCACCACCAGUACCACCACCACCACCACCACCACCACCACCACCACCACCACCACCACUCCCAUACCCCCCCUCAGCUCUAGAAUCAGACCCACCCCCUUCCUCUUCUUUGGCCCCAGCCCCAGCCCCAGUCCAGCCCUUGCUUUCUGGAGACGGGUCAGGAUCGGGCUGGAGGAUAUUUGGAACAGUCUGUCUGCAGUGUUCACAGAGAUGCAACCAAUAGAGAGAAACCGCAGGUAAUGGCCACUUCAUCCGCAACAGGUGUCAGCAUCUCAACCUUUCCACCCUUUUCGAUCCCAGCACCCAUUGGAUAUUUUUAGUACAGAAAAACAAAACUAGAAAAAAAAAAAUGUUUGGUCUUGUGUCUUUUUACAGAGGUAUCUGAGGGUGGAGACCAGAAAUCUCUUGAACCUUAAAACUGAACUGUGUAACCAGCAGCAUCGGGCCUGAUCCCUUCCCUUGCCCCCAGCGUAUUUUAUACUCUCCCCCCCACC